Micromonas commoda is the source of this 1014-nucleotide messenger RNA. RefSeq lists its product with no specific name. The record is from RefSeq and is a predicted model, not a curated record. The coding region runs from base 1 to 1014 and encodes 337 amino acids. The transcript has a single exon. Lineage: Eukaryota; Viridiplantae; Chlorophyta; Mamiellophyceae; Mamiellales; Mamiellaceae.
AUGGGUAAGGAUAAAGGCGGCGGCGGCGGGUCACGGGGCGCGCCGGUCGUCACCCUCGAGCAGUUCGCCGACGCCCUCAUCACCUCGGGCAGCUCGUCGUCGUCCUCGUCGGGGCCCACCAAGAGCGGCAGAGGGGGCGGCGGCGGUGGCGGCAAACACGCGCACAAGCCCCUCGCCAAGUCGGUCGAAUCCCUCACCCUUCGGGACGACGUCGGCGCAUCGGUGGAGGUAUCGAGGUGGGACAGGAACCCGCGGGUGCUCCUGCUGCGGUUCCCGUCCGCCGCGACGCAACGCGACGCCAUGGGCCGCCCGUCCAUCUUCCUCGAGGAUGCCGAACUGCACGGCACCGUCGUGGAACGAAUACCUUCCGGACAACGCGGCGGCGUCGCCAACUACUCCGGGCACAACAUGCGCGCCAGCGACCUCGCGAGGUUCCUCAACGUCCUCCGCGCGACGAUGCCGGGGGGCGCCGCGGAGAACGCGUCCGAGGCUGCCAUGGUUCGCGCGUUGAAAAACGUCGGCGCGCUCGUGACCAAAAAAGAUGGAUCGGUAGCCGCGGCGCGCGACGACCCCGUCCUCGCCGCCGUCGCGGGAUCCAGCGAUAGAAACGAGGUCCGCGACGCGCUCCUGCACGAGGCGAUGCACAUGGUCUUCUACAUCGACCCCGAGUACGAGCGCGCGUGUCGCGACUACUGGGAGAGUUCGAUGACCGACUCGGAUAAGGACGCGUGGCGAGCGUUUUUGACUGAGCUUCGAUACAACGCCGACGACGAGACGCUCGUGGUGAACGAGCUGCAGGCGUACAUGGCCACGGAGCGCGUCAUGUUCGACGACGGCGUCGGUGGCAAUAAGGGCGGUGGCAAUAAGGGCGGUGGCAAUAACGGGGGGAAAGGCGGGGAAAAGAUCGAGACGCUGGCGCGAAUGCAAAGGGAGUUCGCGGCGCACAUCAAGACGCACGCGUCCAUGGCAGAUCCCCCGUCCGUGGGCGCAAACACAAAGGUGGUGUGGCUGUGA